Diuraphis noxia (Russian wheat aphid) is the source of this 2050-nucleotide messenger RNA. RefSeq names its product FMRFamide receptor-like. Lineage: Eukaryota; Metazoa; Arthropoda; Insecta; Hemiptera; Aphididae. Gene Ontology annotation, cellular component: membrane. Gene Ontology annotation, biological process: G protein-coupled receptor signaling pathway. The record is from RefSeq and is a predicted model, not a curated record. Gene Ontology annotation, molecular function: G protein-coupled receptor activity.
CCGACGAGUCCGCCGCCGGCAGCCGCGUCGUCGUGUGUCGCCGCCACGUAUUAUAUAUAUUAUUUUGAAUAAUAAUAUAACACUACGCACACGCCACGGACACUCGCGCGUUCGUCGUUCGCGCCGACGACACGCGGUGAGAUUUGAUCGCCGCCGCCGCCUCCAUUUCGCCGUCGCAUACGAUACGUCAUUUUCUUUUAAAUAUUAUUGAAAAUUACAAAAAAAUUUCAACAUUAUUCACAUAUUUUGCACAUUCGCCCGUCGAUCGCCGUGUCAUAGUCGUCAUCCAUUCAUCCCAAUGAGCAUGGAUAAUUGCGCGGCACUAAUCGUUCAGGACCAGAAGUACUGUUACUUCCGAAAAGCAGUGCACUUUUGGGCGCAACAGGCACUUUUGCCAGCUGUUGUGGCCGUUGGUGUGGUGGGUAACAUGCUGUCCGUGGUCGUACUCACCAGAGAACCGAUGAAGAGCUCCACCAGYACAUAUCUGACUGCCYUGGCUGUAUCCGACUUGUUCUAUUUGCUGUUUGUGUUUACCAUAUCCUUUGAAAACUAUCCGUGGAUAGUCGAGGCCGAUUACUACAUUUACUGGAAAUGGUAUCCUUACGGACUAUGGCUUACCGACGCUGCUAGUAACACGUCGGUGCUGUUAACGGUGUCGUUCACCGUCGAACGGUACAUAGCCGUGUGCCAUCCUCUACGCGGACGAGUGUUGUGCACCGAGUCCCGGGCCAAGCGUGUCAUCCUGAUGGUGGCGCUGUUCUGCAUCGCGUGCACGGCCACCACGCCGCACGAGUGGCACAUAGCCAUCAACCCGGCCACCGGCAAGUUCCAGAAGAGCAGCACGGAACUAGGCCGGAACGACAUCUACAAGAAGGCGUACAACUGGUUUUGCAUCGUCACGUUCAUAUGCGUACCGCUGCUGGUGCUGGCCGUGCUCAACUGGUUCCUGAUCAACGCGGUCAACCAGAGCCGCCGGAACCGGACGCGGCUCACGUGCCAGGGUAACGUGGUUUGGAACAGGCAACGGCAGGAGAACAAAAUGACCAUGACGCUGAUCGCCGUGGUGAUCAUGUUCUGCGUGUGCCAGACGCCGACGGCCGUGAUGAUGCUGACGGCGUCCGUGUACGAGCCGCCCGAGAAGACGCCCGCGUACUACGUGAACCGCGGCCUGCACACCAUAUUCAACUUCCUGAUGGUGGUGAACGCCGCGUCCAACUUCAUGCUGUACUGCGCCAUGAGCCGCAAGUACCGGCGCACCCUCAUGAUCACGUUCAUGCCGUUCCUGGCGGCCCGGCACGCGCGCAACGCCACGCUCCGGUCGUCUGUCAGCUACCCGCGGUCCGGCACCAUGGUCCGGCGCAACACGGAGGUCACGCAAAUGACCGACAUAAUCGGCGCCGCGGCCAUCGGGCCUGCCGGCAAACGCGAACCGCUCAUCCGGGCCGGCACCAACCACGGCAGACAUGCGGCCAACAACAAGCAGCAGCAGCUGACCGCCGCGGCCGUUCUCUAAGCGGCGCCGCGGUCCWAUUAUUAAGCCGGGUUCACCGCGUGGCCAGUGUCGUGUCGUAUAUUUCCGAUAAUCGGCCSUGGUGAUCAUAAUAAUAUUAUUAUGAUGAUAUUAUGGUUACCAAAUAACCACGGUAUACCAGCAGAAUCCCGUGUUGGGCCGAGCUCGACGCGAUACUGUAAUAGGUAUAGCUGCUGUAGUUAACCCGGCUUCUUUACAUAUGCAACUUACUAUACUGUCCUACUUUUACGUCUUUAAUAAUAUGAUAAUAAUAUAAUGACAUCCGUCCCACUUUACAAUUAUUAGGUAUUAUUAUCAUUAUUAUUAUUAUUUAAUUUUACUAUUACAUACAUACACGAUCUGUACUGUAGGUACGUGCGAUGAUACUGUGCAUGAAAAUAUGUUUACGUCCACAGUAAUGUAAUCAGAGGGGGGGGGGUUAAGUCAAAAAUUGGCAGGUAAAAAUAAGACACAUAUUAUUCUUAUUUUUUUCUGUUAAGUGAUAAAAUUAUAAAAUAUAUCAACUAAAAUAGAGAACCC